Colletotrichum godetiae is the source of this 930-nucleotide messenger RNA. RefSeq lists its product as uncharacterized. The transcript has a single exon. Bases 1 to 930 code for a protein of 309 amino acids. The record is from RefSeq and is a predicted model, not a curated record. Lineage: Eukaryota; Fungi; Ascomycota; Sordariomycetes; Glomerellales; Glomerellaceae.
AUGGGUGCCCGUUGUGAAGGAAAGAAGGAAACGGUAAGGAAGGAAAGAAGCAGCCAGUUUAGAACGACUCUUGCUCCUUCCCCACGUCCCACGUUUCCACAGUACGUCCGCGCCGUGCCAUGGACGCCCACGCCCACCAGGGCAUGCCCACCCGCCCACUUCAGUGCGACGUCCACGCCCACACCCGCCCACGCCGCCUCCACCCAGUGGAAGGUACCUACCUGCGCUACUUCACUAGGUACCGUACGUACUGUACUCCGUACCAAAUGGAAGGCACCAAAAUACACCAAAAGGCAAGGUACCUCCUUCCUUACGUACCGACAUCUGCGCCCACGCUCACACGUCUCUCAAGUCCCUCACGUCCCUUCCUGGAAUCCUCGCACCCGUCCCGUCGCCCCAGUUCGGUCCUUCCCUUCCCUUCCCAAACCCACGACCGCUUCUCUUUUCGUCCGUCGCCGUUUCUCUUCCUCCCAAUCCCCCCUCCACUCCCGCUUACCCUUUCCUGCAGCAGUCAUCCUCCUGUCCUCCUCUUCUGCUGGAGAUCCCCUCAUCGCAACCUCCAAUCGUCCAUCCCCUUGCCCGUUUGUUGGCCCAACUGAUCUGCAAUAUUGCGACUGCGAAUCAUUCGCCUUCUUCGCUCGCCUACAUCACUCUAUCGACGCCUCCGAUCCCGCCGUAGCGAACAACCCACCCCCGGUACCUUCGUUUCCCACCGCCCUCGCAACUCAAAUCGCCUUUGCCUACCCGCUCCUUGCGACCGACCGAACCCCGCGUAAAGAGUCGUUUAUCUCGGAUCGAGAGCAAUUACAAUCAGCAACAAUUGUCUUCCUACCUACACCGUCAAAGAUUUGGUGGGUGCUCCCCCGCCUAAUGUCCGUCAUGAAAUCGCCAGCGGCCAAAAGUGACCGUGUGUUUCUCUCUCUGACUUGA